AGGUAUCUGCUCCAUAUACGACGCAAGGCUGUACUUGUUAUCAUUUGUGGAAGAUAUUGGGUCAACUGCUUAUGUAUACAAAAGAAACGUUUCCCGAGAUUCAAUCCGACUGUUAUGACGUCAUGAUGAAUGGAGGUGAUGCCAGCGGCAUUUAUACCAUACAACCACGUGACAGUGAUUCACCAAUCAACGUGUCUUGUGAAAUGGCACCCGAUGAUGGAGGCUGGUUGGUUAUUCAGCGACGGACGGACGGAUCGGAAGAUUUCUACAGAACUUGGGAUGAAUACAGAGACGGAUUUGGAGAUUUGAAAACUGAAUUCUGGUUAGGGAAUAAAAACAUCUAUCGCAUAUCUGACCAGUCUUCCUAUGACCUGAGAAUCGACUUGGAAGACUUUGAAGGCAACUCAAGAUACGCCGUAUACAAAGAAUUUUCUUUGGAAAGAGAAGUAAAUGACUUCCGGUUGUCCAUAGGCCAAUACAGCGGAACUGCAGGUGAUAGACUCAGCAGUCACUACGGACAACCCUUUUCGACUUGGGAUAGAGAUCUGGACUCGGCCCGCUUGAACUGUGCGCAGUAGUUUCACGGCGCGUGGUGGUACUUCGACUGCUACAGAUCUAACCUGAACGGCGGCUACCUGCACGGCAACCACUCCGCCAACCCAAGCGGAGUAAGCUGGUACCCCUGGCGGGGCAUGUACUACUCCCUCAAGUCCACCGUC
Gigantopelta aegis is the source of this 719-nucleotide messenger RNA. Its product is annotated as fibrinogen-like protein 1. The record is from RefSeq and is a predicted model, not a curated record. Lineage: Eukaryota; Metazoa; Mollusca; Gastropoda; Neomphalida; Peltospiridae. The coding region runs from base 72 to 578 and encodes 168 amino acids. The transcript has 5 exons.